AUGGCUCUGCUUUCCAACAUCAAGCUGUUUCAUCGCAACAAUGUCGCGACUCUACGCGACUCGCCGCUCGCUGAGAUAUCGGGCGCGUUAGGCGAUUUAGGUACCCUCCUACCUUUAAUGAUCACCCUCGCGGUCAAUGGCUCCAUCUCACUAUCUACUACGCUCGUGUUUUCCGGCUUCUUUAACCUCGUAACCGGCGUAGUAUUCGGUAUCCCCUUACCUGUACAGCCCAUGAAAGCUAUCGCAGCAGCUGCCAUAGCCUCUCGCGCCUCGGAGCCCGAAACGGUAGCAGCAGGCAGCGUGGUAGCUAUCAUCGUAUUGUUCCUGAGCAUUACAGGUCUAUUGCACUGGGUCACGCGCUUAAUACCUAUCCCCGUAGUUAAGGGCAUCCAAUUUGGUGCCGGACUCUCUCUCGUCAUCUCGGCGGGUACCUCGUUGCUCCAGCCCUUCAUCCAUCAUUGGACUUUCGCUCUCGACAACCUGGUCUGGUCUAUAGCUGCCUUCUUACUACUAAUACUUACUCAGAGAGCGUCUUGGUUCCCAUACGCCCUGGUAAUCUUUGUGACGGGCUUGACCCUCGCUAUCAUAUCUGUCGUGAUGAGCUCUCGUUACCUACCGCAUUUCGAGGUUUGGCACCCGUGGUUUGCGCUCCCAUGGUGGAGUGCGGAUGCUAUCGGUAUGGGCGUCGCGCAGCUGCCGCUUACGACGUUGAAUUCGAUUAUUGCCGCCAGCGCUCUCGCAGCAGACCUGCUGCCCGAUCUACCGGGGCCUAGCGUCACUGCCCUCGGCAUCAGCGUCGCCAGUAUGAACCUCUUGGGGUGUUGGUUCGGCGCUAUGCCCGUCUGUCACGGGGCCGGGGGUCUUGCGGCUCAAUACAGGUUCGGCGCGCGGAGCGGUUCCAGUAUCAUUCUUCUAGGCUUGUUUAAAAUGAUACUCGGCGUCGUCUUCGGCGAGACGUUGCUAGAUCUCCUCAAGGAAUUUCCGAAAAGCCUUCUGGGUAUUAUGGUCGUCGCCGCCGGCCUGGAGUUGGCGAAGGUGGGCCAAAGCUUGAACCACGGCGCCUCGGAUCUAUGGGAGUCGUCAGUAGAUCAGGACCAACCGAGGAAGCAUAGGGAUAUCUCGGACCAGGAGAGGUCUGAGAGGUGGACUGUUAUGCUCAUGACUACGGCGGGGAUCCUGGCCUUUAAGAAUGAUGCCGUCGGCUUUGUCGCUGGGAUGUUUUGUUACUGGGCCUAUAAACUUGCGGAUUGGGUAGAGAAAAGGGGAGAUGGGCUGUCGAACGAAGGAGCUGUAUUCAAUUCAACAGCGAUGACUUCGUCCAUAGCUGCCGUGGCCCAUCCUGGUCACCAGCCAGUAGUACAUGGCUCUCCGCCGCCAAGCGUGCCGCCCGCAGCCGAUCCAGAUCCCGCACCUGCUGCCACUACCAAUACCAGUACCACUGCCGCCGAUGCGAAUGCGCCGACAUCUUUUUCUACUCAUCAAGAUACAUACCGCGAUGAAAAUCAAGAGAUCCAUUCAAUGCCCUCGCCUCCUACUGUCUCCCCCCUUUCUACUCCUGCCGCGACCCAAGUAAACAUUGGCGAUAACGAUGAUGUUCCCGAUAUCUCUACUGGGUCUCUACCAGCUACGAAUGGCGCCUCCGAACCCUCCUCGGCCGUUCAUCUAGCCUCUGCCAACCUAGGCAUGGCUACAGAAACCUUUCCUAUGAAAUUUGACCGAACUCGAAUACCGGAUAAUGCUCGACGAUCGCGCAGCCAAGUGGAAGCCGUCGCGACUACCGACCCCGAACCUACAAGCAUGGACUACUCGUCUCGAAAUAUGUCAUCUAGUUUGCGACAUACUCAGGGCACGGUACAGCCUAACGCCUAUAUAAUGAACCUGUCCCAGGCGAGUUCUGCGCUGUUCCAGAACCAAGGUCCCUCUAUAGUAGCUCCUUCGGAGGUCUCUUUACAAGCCUCAUUACCUCCUCAGGAAAGUGAUGCUGUAACAACAAGCGGCGACCACAUGUCGACUAGUGCCAGCCAGAAACUGGAAUCCUUUGCUAGGAUAGAAUUUGCCGACAGUGUCUUUCAGAUGACCACCUACGCUGUCAUUAUUGGUCGCGACCAACGGGCUAUGGACCAAGCCAGGAGGGAUGAGAAGAGGGAAUUAAACUACAGGCGCAAAGUGGAAGAGAAUGCAAGAAAUGGGCUACCUCCCCCAGCACCCCUCCACUUCGACCGUGGGAAGUUUAGUAAAUCCUACGUGAGUGAGGAAGGUGGAAUGCUAGGUCCCGAGUCGGAUGGUGAGGAUAAUGUGCGGCCCGUGAAGAAGCGUCGCCCAAGUUCUGCGAAUAGGUCUCAUAACGGUGGUGGUGACGACGACGCUCAAAGUGACCAUGUCAAAUCCAAUAGGCAAUAUGUUUCCCAUACCCCCGGAGCCGCUGCCGUAGAUCUAGGCACCUUACAACCGUCACCCACUCACAUCCCCUUCGUGGGUAUUCAUUCUCCUGGGCCGGAUAUUGCAAGCAAGACUCGCGGUAUAUCGAGACAGCACCUUAAGAUUGAAUUUAAUGAAAAGAGAGGCGUAUUUGAAGCGAUUGCCCUACACAAGAACGGCUUUUUCUGUGAUGACACACAUUACGGUCUCGACGAUCCAGUUACCCUUAGAAGCGGAGACCGACUUCAAAUCAAAGAUGUCGAAUUUACCUUCAUCGUUAACGGUGUUCAACUAGGUAAGACUGGUGGCGAGGAGUAUCACGAGGAGGAGGUAUCGAGUAAACGCAUGUCGGUUGGGGGUAAAGAGAUGAGCUUCGACUUUGAGCAUUCAGAUCAUGAGAACUUCCGGGAUACGAGCGAAGAGUUAUCGGAGAUCGAGAAUGUACCGACGCCUGCGCUCGGGUCUGAUGGUGGUGGGGAAGGAGAAGACGAUGGCGAUGGCGAUGGCGAUGGCGAUGGUGAAGGUGAAGGUGAAGGUGAAGGUGAAGGUGAAGGUGAAGGUGAAAACGAAGGCGACGUUGAAGGCGAGGAAGGUGACGAUCAAGAAAUGACCGAACUACAAUCGGACGAAAUAGAUGAGUCGAAUAUUUCCAUGCUCAACUCCUCUGGGGUUCAGGAUAUGUCCCAGUCCCAGCUUAUGAAUCCUGAAAUGCCGAAGCGGCGUGGUCCAGGACGGCCGCCCAAGGAUGGGAUAAUGUCAAAGAGGGAACGACGACUGCUUAAGAAACAGAUGCAAGAAACUUCGAAGAAGACCAUUCCUCAAGACCCACAAAUACAAAAUGAGAAGAUCAAACGGCCAGUAGGUCGACCUAGGAAGAACCCUAUGCCCGAAGAUGGAGAGAAGCAAGAGAAGAGGAAGUACAACAAACGAAGGCCAAAGGAAGAAGGCGAAGAAGGCUCUGAUGUAGAGAGAAGGACGAGGGAAAAGAAGGAGAAGAAGGUCCGACCGAAGUCGCCACCUUUGGAGCUUCGAAAGGAGGACUUCACUGAAGAGCAAUUACAGAAGCCUACUAAGAAUUAUGGUGUCCUGAUUGAUGAGGCUCUCACAAAUGGACCUCCUGACGGUCUAACCUUGAAACAAAUCUACAAGAGGAUUAUGUCAAAAUAUCCGUGGUUCUACUUCUCUGCUGAAACGAAGGGAUGGGAAAGUAGUGUCCGGCAUAACUUGAUCGGAAACGAAGCUUUUAAGAAGGCUGAAGGAACUGGACUGUGGUCCCGUGUUCCCGGCGUUGAGCUUGAUGCUGGAAAGAAGCGCAAAGCAAGCUCUCCAGAUCGACAGCUUGGGUCAGCUCAUCUUCACUCGCAUUUAUCAACGCAGUAUUACCAAAACGGUUCCUACCUACCUGCGGGCAGCUACAACUACGGUCAUAACGUGUCACCUUAUACCAAUGAUACGAAGCACAUGCCAACAGGAUACCACCCUUCUACAAACCAACCUCAGCCCCUUUCAGCACAACCUUCUCAACCAAUCGUCCAACCAGUUUACUCGGCGCAGACUCCCGCGCCUGCGCAAUUACCUCCCGGGUAUCUCGCCAGACAAGCCAAUAACGCCCAACAAAGUACUUACAGCUCACCUUACGCGAAACCAGCCCCCCAAACUAAUAUUCUCAUCAAAUCAGAGGCACCUGCAGUGCAAAACUCUCAGGCGCUCCCACCUGCAGCUACAGUGCAACAACCAGUAUCGCAGCCCUCAUCGCAGCAUCAACAACCGCAACAGGUAUCAAGUACACCUGAGAGCACUGUUCGGUCACCACUAUCACCAGAAAUCGAGAGAGCCAUUGCUCAGUUUAGGGCAAACAUGUUGAAUGUGAUUUCGAAGCAGACACCUCAUGCUACUCAAAUCAUUGAUUCGUCCAUAAAUCGUGCGCGAGGAUUGCCGGUCCAAACAAGUGUACCUCAUGGGUUUGAAUCUGUCGAAAAGACGCUGUAUAAUGCGGUGCACAAUAUGAUUACCGAAAUGCAAGCGAAGCGACAGCAGCAGCAGCAGCAGCAGCAGCAGCAGCAGCCGUCGCAGCCACAGCAGGCGACAUCUGCUUCUCCAGCUCCAGCCUCGGCGUUGCCGAACGCUACAAAGUCAACGCCAACUCCGAGCGCACCCACGCCAAGCCCAGCACCCGCGACUACGCUUGAAGCUGAGAUACAACGUAGAAUCAGGAACUUCAGGGGCACCAUGGUUGUCGCUCUUAAGAAGAAGACAGAACAGGCGGAAGCUAUCGUGGACUUAGCUAUUAACCGAGCCCAAGGUUUACCGAAUACUGGACCGAUUCCAGGCUGGGAAGAGGCAGACAGAUUAAUGGUCAAGUCUGUUACGCAAAUAAUUGCGGACGCACGCAGGGCGCAUAACCUCCAGGUACAGCCUCCACCUUCGAGCACAACUCAACUUCCACAACAGACUCCACGACAAGCUCCAUCCGCAUCACCGGCUCCAACCCAACCCCCUACUCCUACAACCGGAACAAGUCAAACUGGUCAAGCAACAACACCAAGUGUGAAUUCACAAACCGGUUCGGCAACUAAUGCAAGGUCAGCAUCAUCAGUUCCUCGACCCGGUGUCUCAAUCCAACGUCCGACUCCAAUGGGUAUCUCGCGUCCAGGGGUAAAUUCUAUUUCUCGGCCUUCUAUUAUACGGAAGGAGUCAAUAACUACAACAAGUUUACCGAGUCCGAGUGCACCAGCAGCGCCAAUGCAUAAUGUUUCAAGUCCGGCGCCGCCUAGCGCAGGUGUCGUCGACCAAAUAGCAGGGCAGAAGCGACCACACGAUGAUUCGUUCAAUCACAGCCAAGGAGCUACGGAUAGACCGGAGCCGGUUAAACCCCCCACACCUAACAUGUCCACUCCAGCACCACCCAGUGCAGGUGUCGUUGAUCAAAUCGGGCAGAAGGGAAUGCGGGAGGAUAGAUCUGUCAGUAGCAAUGGGGCCACUGGACAACCAGAGCUACCUACCAAGGUCGCUACGCCUGCACCCGCACCCGCGUCUGCACCACCUGCGCCAACACCUAUAUCCGCACCUGCGCCAGUACCCGAUAUAUGCAGUCCUGCACCACCCAGUGCAGGUGUAGUUGACCAAAUUGCCGGUCAAAAGAGGAAUUUGGACGAAGGGCCUGGAAACGCGAGUUCAGAACAGCCAGAUGCUAAGAAACCUGCGCUCGCAUCAGCCUCGACCUGA
Daldinia caldariorum is the source of this 5643-nucleotide messenger RNA. RefSeq lists its product as uncharacterized. The transcript is spliced from 2 exons. The record is from RefSeq and is a predicted model, not a curated record. Gene Ontology annotation, molecular function: sequence-specific DNA binding; protein binding; molybdate ion transmembrane transporter activity. Gene Ontology annotation, biological process: regulation of DNA-templated transcription; molybdate ion transport. The coding region runs from base 1 to 5643 and encodes 1880 amino acids. Lineage: Eukaryota; Fungi; Ascomycota; Sordariomycetes; Xylariales; Hypoxylaceae.